AUGGAUCUAUAUAUUACUCGACAUGGACAGACUACUGGAAAUGUGCAAAGAAUUCUUCAAGGCCAGCAGGGUGGAGAAUUAACGCCAAUAGGAUUUGAGCAGGCCACAAAACUUGGAAACCGCCUAAAAAAUGUAAGAUUCCAUGCAAUCUAUUCAAGCGAUCUUAACAGAUGCCAGCAAACCCUUUCACAAAUAAUUCUUCAUCAUAACUAUUUAUCACCGAUAUUAGACCCAAGACUAAGAGAAAAAGGAGCCGGAGAACUAGAAGGGCAGCCCCUUGGAACCACUGAUAAGCUAGCCAAGCAACAAGGAGUUAAUUUAAGAGCUUUCAGACCUAAUGGAGGCGAAGCCUGAAUUGACGUAAUGGAAAGAGCUAACUCCCCCCCCCCCCCCCCUCCGUGAGCGAACAAAACCAUUAGAAAAAUCGCCAUUUUUUGACCAAAAACCCACCCUCCGUGAGUGAACAAAAAUUUUUUUAAUAGAAAAAAUUUUAAUGGAAAAAAAAUUUUGAUAUAUAAGUGAUAAUUAGUAUAAUGAAAUCUAGAGCUAAUUCUGUUUAAUUUUAAACAAAUUGCGUUUUAAAACAUAAAUUUUGCAAAUUAAAUUAAUAUUUGCUUCCCAAUUUUUUGCGAAUUAGGAUUUUUUUAAAUUUCGAAAAAAAUAUUUUUUAUAAAAUUUAUAUAUAAAUUUUUUUUUAAAAAAAAAAUUAACCCCCCUCCGUGAGUGAACAAAAUUUUUUUGUUCGCUCACGGAGGGGGGGGGGAGUAAAGAAUUUUUUAAUGACUUAUGCAGAAAUCAUAUGAGGGAAGAGUCUAAAGAAGCCCUCAAAAUUUUGGUCGUUUCUCAUGGAGGCUGAAUAAUGGAGUUUUUAAACGUCAUUAAGCAACUGAAAGGGCAACCUCCUGUAUAUGCCAAUAUAAGUAAAAACACUGCCUUAUAUGUAUUGCGAGUCAGAAAAAGUGGUAAAAACCUCACUGUAAAUAUUGCAGUCGAUAAUGAUAUAUCGCACUUAACUCCUACAAAAGGAAAAUUAAAAUCAGUCAAAUCGAAAUAG
Blepharisma stoltei is the source of this 1054-nucleotide messenger RNA. Lineage: Eukaryota; Ciliophora; Heterotrichea; Heterotrichida; Blepharismidae. The record is from the annotation of a GenBank genome assembly.